AUGGCGCACCGGGGCGGCCGGUUCUUGGAGGUCGCCGCGGCGGUGCUGGUGGUGGUGGUGGUGGUGUUGGGGGUGGCGGCGGUCAGGCCGGUGGAGGGGCUGUCCGCUGACGGGAAGGCGCUGCUGUCGCUGCUUCCGGCUGCGCCGUCGGCGGUGCUGCCGUCGUGGGACCCCUCCGCCGCGACGCCGUGCUCGUGGCAGGGGGUGACGUGCUCGCCGCAGAGCCGGGUGGUGUCGCUGUCGCUGCCCAACACCUUCCUCAACCUCUCGUCGCUCCCGCCGCAGCUCGCUUCGCUGUCGUCGCUCCAGCUGCUCAACCUCUCCACCUGCAACAUCUCCGGGGCCAUCCCGCCGGCGUACUCGUCGCUCGCCGCGCUCCGCGUGCUGGACCUCUCGUCGAACGCGCUCUACGGCGACAUCCCCGACGCGCUCGGCGCGCUGUCGGGCCUCCAGUACCUGCUCCUCAACUCCAACCGCCUCACCGGCACCAUCCCGCGCUCGCUCGCCAACCUCUCCGCGCUCCAGGUGCUCUGCGUCCAGGACAACCUCCUCAACGGCACCAUCCCGGCGUCGCUGGGCGCGCUCACCGCGCUCCAGCAGUUCCGCGUCGGCGGCAACCCGGGGCUGUCUGGCCCCAUCCCGGCCUCGCUCGGCGCGCUCUCCAACCUCACCGUCUUCGGCGCCGCCGCCACCGCGCUGUCCGGCUCCAUCCCGGAUGAGUUCGGGAACCUCUUCAACCUCCAGACGCUGGCAUUGUACGACACCGGCGUGUCCGGCCCCGUGCCCGCCGCGCUCGGCGGGUGCGCCGAGCUGCGCAACCUGUACCUCCAUAUGAACAAGCUCACCGGGCCGAUACCGCCGGAGCUCGGGAGGCUGCAGAAGCUGACCAGCCUGCUGCUCUGGGGCAAUGCCCUGUCCGGGAGGAUCCCGCCGGAGCUGUCGAACUGCUCGGCAUUGGUCGUGCUCGACCUGUCCGGCAACCGGCUCACCGGCGAGGUGCCCGGGGCGCUCGGCCGGCUCGGCGCGCUCGAGCAGCUACACCUGUCGGACAACCAGCUCACGGGGCGUAUCCCGUCGGAGCUGAGCAACUGCAGCAGCCUCACGGCGCUUCAGCUCGACAAGAACGGCCUCGCCGGCGCGAUCCCGCCGCAGCUCGGGGAGCUCAAGGCGCUGCAGGUUCUGUUCCUCUGGGGCAACGCGCUGUCCGGCACGAUACCGCCGUCGCUGGGCAACUGCACCGAGCUGUACGCGCUCGACCUGUCCAAGAACCGCCUCGCCGGCGGCAUCCCCGACGAGGUGUUCGCGCUGCAGAAACUCAGCAAGCUGCUGCUUCUCGGGAACGCGCUCUCCGGGAAGCUCCCCCCGAGCGUCGCCGACUGCGCGUCGCUGGUCCGCCUCCGGCUCGGCGAGAACCAGCUCGCCGGCGAGAUACCCAGGGAGAUCGGCAAGCUGCAGAACCUGGUGUUCCUGGACCUCUACUCCAACAAGUUCACCGGCGGGCUCCCGGCCGAGCUCGCCAACAUCACGGUGCUGGAGCUGCUCGACGUCCACAACAACAGCUUCACGGGGGUCAUCCCGCCGCAGUUCGGGGAGCUCAUGAACCUGGAGCAGCUCGACCUCAGCAUGAACAAGCUCACCGGCGAGAUACCGGCGAGCUUUGGCAACUUCAGCUACCUCAACAAGCUCAUCCUCAGUGGCAACAUGCUGUCUGGGCCAUUGCCCAAGUCCAUUCGGAACCUGCAGAAAUUGACCAUGCUGGAGCUGAGCAACAACAGCUUCUCCGGUCCGAUACCGCCGGAGAUCGGUGCACUGUCCAGCCUCAGCAUUAGCCUCGACCUCAGCUCGAACAAGUUCACCGGCGAGCUGCCUGACGAGAUGUCCAGCUUGACGCAGCUGCAGUCACUUGAUCUCUCUAGCAAUGGCUUGUAUGGUAGCAUCUCGGUGCUGAGCGCCCUCACCAGCCUGACAUCUCUCAACAUUUCGUACAACAACUUCUCCGGUGCAAUCCCGGUGACGCCGUUCUUCAAGACAUUGUCGUCGAGCUCCUACAUCAACAACCCCAACCUAUGUGAGUCCUAUGAUGGGCACACUUGCGCCUCGGACAUGGUUCGCCGGACAGCGCUGAAGACUGUCAAGACCGUGAUCCUUGUCUGUGCGGUCCUGGGCUCGAUCAGUCUGCUGCUCGUUGUGGUCUGGAUCCUGAUCAACAGGAGCAGAACACUUGCAGGCAGGAAGGCGAUGAGCAUGUCGGUUGCGGGUGGCGAUGACUUCUCGCACCCGUGGACAUUUACGCCGUUCCAGAAGCUGAACUUCAGCGUUGAUAACAUCUUGGAGUGCCUGAGAGAUGAGAAUGUGAUUGGCAAAGGUUGCUCAGGUGUCGUGUACAGAGCUGAAAUGCCGAACGGGGAGAUCAUCGCCGUGAAGAAGCUUUGGAAGACGUCAAAGGAGGAGCCGAUCGACGCGUUCGCUGCUGAGAUUCAGAUAUUGGGGCACAUCAGGCACCGGAACAUCGUCAAGCUGCUUGGUUACUGCUCAAACAAGUCUGUUAAGCUCCUGCUCUACAACUACAUCCCCAAUGGUAAUCUGCAGCAGCUCCUGAAGGAUAACAGGAGCCUGGACUGGGAUACCCGUUACAAGAUCGCUGUCGGGGCAGCGCAAGGGCUGGCCUAUCUGCACCACGAUUGCGUCCCGGCGAUACUCCACCGGGAUGUCAAAUGCAACAACAUACUUCUUGAUUCGAAGUAUGAGGCGUACUUGGCUGACUUUGGGCUGGCCAAGCUGAUGAACUCCCCCAACUAUCAUCAUGCCAUGUCACGCAUCGCCGGUUCGUACGGAUACAUUGCUCCAGAGUACGGCUACACGACGAAGAUCACGGAGAAGAGCGACGUGUACAGCUACGGCGUGGUGCUGCUGGAGGUCCUGAGUGGCCGGAGCGCGGUGGAGGCGGUGGUGGGGGACUCCCUCCACAUCGUGGAGUGGGCGAAGAAGAAGAUGGGGAGCUACGAGCCGGCGGUGAACAUCCUGGACCCGAAGCUGCGCGGCAUGCCGGACCAGCUGGUCCAGGAGAUGCUGCAGACGCUGGGCAUCGCCAUCUUCUGCGUGAACCCGGCGCCGGCGGAGCGGCCCACCAUGAAGGAGGUGGUGGCCUUCCUCAAGGAGGUGAAGUGCCCCCCCGAGGAGUGGGGCAAGAUCUCCCAGCAGCCGCUCAUCAAGCCCGGGAGCCAGCAAGGCUGACAUGAACAUCAUCAUCAACAAUGCUGCUUGUGUAGAAGCAGUAAUGGAGAUUGGAGAAUUCAGUGGCUCAGCAAGGGGAAAAGGAGGAGUAGGAUUUUGAUGAGGUGCAGCCUUUAGCUAGCUUUCAGUUAGGGGAAGAAAGAAUUUCUUGUACAGCUCCAAAUGGCGUCGCGGCGCUCAUUUUGGUGAACUUUGAAAUGCGCAGAAUUCUCACGGUUUAUUUGUUUGCUCCUGCAAUACAUCAC
Molecule: messenger RNA, 3479 nt
Organism: Oryza brachyantha (malo sina)
Lineage: Eukaryota; Viridiplantae; Streptophyta; Magnoliopsida; Poales; Poaceae
Product: LRR receptor-like serine/threonine-protein kinase RGI5
Exons: 2
Coding region: 1-3234 (1077 amino acids)
Biological process (GO): protein phosphorylation
Molecular function (GO): ATP binding; protein binding; protein kinase activity
Source: RefSeq, a predicted model, not a curated record